Panonychus citri (citrus red mite) is the source of this 1949-nucleotide messenger RNA. Its product is annotated as prosaposin-like. The coding region runs from base 195 to 1628 and encodes 477 amino acids. Gene Ontology annotation, biological process: lipid metabolic process. The transcript has 5 exons. Lineage: Eukaryota; Metazoa; Arthropoda; Arachnida; Trombidiformes; Tetranychidae. The record is from RefSeq and is a predicted model, not a curated record.
AAAUCUUCAAGAGUUUUGUUUAUCAAAUGUGAAGAUUAGUUUUGUCUUCAUUUCAUUUUAUUGAUAUUUUGCUGUCACUUAGAUUAAUUACCUGGAGAAAUUGUAUUUCUUAUUGUCAAUAAUCAUCACCUAAUUCACAAUAAUACUUCAAAUUCAAGAAAGUGUUUUGUGUAAAUUUACUUCAUUCUUUUAUCAUGAUGGCGAAUCUUGUGCCGAUUUUGUGUAUCCUAAUUAUCACGAUAUGCCACAUUGACGGUAAACCAACUGAGUCUGUUGUCUCAUCUUGUACUUCUUGUGAGAGAUUAACUCAAAUUUCGAAAAAAUUUCAUGACUUAUUGAGUAUCAAAGAGGUUCGUGAUAGUAUUACUGAAUAUUCUGGUCCUCUGGGAACCUGUACUGAUAACGAUGAAGUGGUUACUAGUCCACCAGCCGAACAAGAGGAAACCGUCGAUCCUGAGUGUAUGUUGUGUAAACGAGUAUUUGAACAAAUCUAUGCCUAUUUACAAGAGAACCGCACCCAAGAAGCAAUUGAAGAUGCUUUAGAUAAAGUUUGUGAUGAACUGUUUCCAUCUUCAAAGAAAAAAUCUUGUCGUAAAUUUAUCGACUCUUACACAGCUCAGAUAAUUGAUAUUGUUCUUCAAACAACCGAUCCCAAAGAAGCUUGUAUCAUCCUCGGUGUCUGUAAGCCAAGGAAACAAGUUGAAUACUCUUCUGAUUCCCGUGAAGAAGUUGAAGAGAUUGUCGAAGUCAUUCCAUUAACACUUCUUGGACCAAAAGCCGAAAAGAUGAAGAAGAUGACAUCUAAAGAUGAAUGUGACCGCUGUGAUCGAAUCCUAUCAAUUAUUGGUAAAUAUUUUCCCGAUCAAACCUUGACCAAAGAAGAUGAGAAAAUGUCAGAGAAGAAUAAUUCUACUCGAAACAAUUCCGUUGAACUUAAUCAUGAAGUCGAAGGUAAACCUCGAUUGGCUUGUGCUGAAUGUUUAGUUUUCGCCAAAGAAAUUCAAACUAAAUUGUACGAUCACAAAACCGAAGAAGAGGUGACAAAGUUCAUCACCAAUGGACUUUGUCUUCAUUUUCCAAACAAAGAAAUCAAAGAAUCAUGUAAAUAUUUUGUCACCGAAUAUGGAGAAUCGGCUAUGCAAAUGAUUGCGUUGAAAAUAUUCGAUCCCCACACAUUUUGUUCAAAAGAAUUGAGAGUUUGCUCGAAAGUACAAUCAUCUCAUGAGAGUGAAAUUGAAUCACCUUCAUCCGAAUUUGAUUUCAUCGAUAAAAAGAUUGAAGAAACUUGCAGUCUUUGUGUCGAUAUGAUCCAAAAGAUGGAAUCACAAAAAGACGGAGAUGAAAAGGCCAAAACGAUCUGCUCACAAUACAAACAAACCGAGAAAAAUGCAAAGUGUAUUGACAUUGCCGAUGCUUUUGGUAAACAUUUUGAAAAAAUGAUCGGCUUCGAUUCUGCUGAAAAGAUUUGCAAGACUGUCGAUCUCUGUUACACUAGUGCCCACAGUCACCUUCUUGGUGGACAAAAGUGCAGCUUCGGACCAUCUUAUUGGUGUAACACCAAAGCUCACGCCGAUGCUUGUAAAGCCGUUGAUUUCUGUCGUAAAAAGGUUUGGAUACCAAUUGAAUAAUCUUUUUGGAUUCGAAUUAAUUUUUUCAGUCAACAAGUUAAUCAACAAUUAGCUGAUUAUGCUCUCUCUUUUCUUCCACCGAAAAUCCUACUUAGCUAAUUUACAAAAGAGCAAUAAUAAUUUUCCUCAACAAUUAAUCAACAAUAUUAUUCCGUCUCUGCAUUUGUAUUCUUGUUUAAUCUAAAAAAUCAAAUUAUCUCUGAUAUUUGCAACUAAAAACAAUUAAUUUUAUGUAAGCUUGAUGAUUGAUACUCAAACCACAAUUUGUUCAUCAUCUUAACAAUUAAUCUUAAAUAAAUAAGAAUAACUUGAAAUCUUCAA